Molecule: messenger RNA, 660 nt
Organism: Paramecium octaurelia
Lineage: Eukaryota; Ciliophora; Oligohymenophorea; Peniculida; Parameciidae
Source: the annotation of a GenBank genome assembly
AUGCAUUUUUUGUUUUUCUUAGUUUUGAAAUUCUCAUUUCUCUCUAGAGCUUUCAAUUGUUAUAUUGAUUAACAAUAAUAUUCAACAUACAUAUUUAAAUUUAUUCAUUAAGUUUAGGAUAUCAACGGCUAUUCCAAUCCUUGUUUGAGGUUUCGCUUUUUUAUUGUGUUUCCUAAGAGAAAUAUAAAUGAGGCAAUAAAGCUUGAGCAACUUAAAACCAACAGAAUUAUGAUUGCAACCGAGAAAUUCCAUUCUGAAUACAUUGAUUCUAAAAUUAAAAUAUUGACAAAAGCAAACAAGGUUAUUACAGGUGGUAUCAAAUUUUAAAAUAUAUCAACAAUAUUAAUAAUCUACAAGGUUUACUUUCGAAUUGUGCUGAUAAUCUAAUAUAUUAUGAGAUUUAACAGUAUUGAAGUUAAAGCAAAUCCAAUUGUUAAACCACUCAUGAGAGGAAGAUAGUUUUCAUAAAUGCAAAUAUAAGUGUUGCAGUCUUCUAAAGAAUAGCAUUAUUCAUUUUUUAAAUCAGAAUAGCAGCAUUUUCCUGUAAAUGUUAAUGCAACUUUGGCUUGCUUUGUACUUCCAUUCAUCCAUGCUACAUCUAAAAACUCUGAGACGCAAAUAAAAAUCAAUCCUAAUAUGAUAAAUAUGGAGUGCAUUUGA